Molecule: messenger RNA, 3010 nt
Organism: Daphnia magna
Lineage: Eukaryota; Metazoa; Arthropoda; Branchiopoda; Diplostraca; Daphniidae
Product: ammonium transporter Rh type A
Exons: 8
Coding region: 706-2094 (462 amino acids)
Biological process (GO): ammonium homeostasis; ammonium transmembrane transport
Cellular component (GO): plasma membrane
Molecular function (GO): ammonium channel activity
Source: RefSeq, a predicted model, not a curated record
CACAACACGCAUUUUUAGUUUGGCGUGGCAAUGGAUGCUUCCAUGUAGCCAGUCGUAGUUUCUUUUUACUAAAAAUUCUUUUUUUCUUAAUUUGAUGCAACUCUUUUGUUAACAGGUACACGUACAGACAGCAGCAAACCACGCGCCUCCAGGCAUGUCUGCAUGUGUAUUUCCUUGUUGUUACAUGUGAAACGUGAUUCAUCAACGAGACGGCAGUCUGCUACCAUGUGACUAAAUAACAAUAUAAUAUCAACAUAACAUAGAACACAACGUCAAAGACGUGUAUUGGCUACAAAUUUAAACUGAUACAAUAUUCUUGUAUACAAAGUGGCAGUGUUUUUCUUCUGCACCCACGUCGAACGUUUGCCAUAGAAGACCGGUAACCCAACCAGCGAUUUGGGUCGGUAAGACACAGAUUCGUUUACCUGAGUAUUAUAUAACAGACCGGAAUAGUUCGUGAUCUUGAUGAGCCAUUUAUUUGGUGAUGUGGAAAUUUGUUACUGGUUAGAUGGCACUAAAUUAUUUUAAACAAUCUUUCACAGUGAGAAACCUCAUUCUUUGAGAAUCAUCCUUAGUAGGGCUUUAUGAAUGGAACCUGAAGAGGUCAACUGGUGCAGGCAGCUUAUUCAGAAUCUAAGCCAUGGUUUCUUGUAAAACCAGCAACAUUUGUCAGUAGCAGUUUAACCAGUUGCACGAACACAUGCCAUGCAUUUUACGAUGGAGAAUGGGAGUUUCGCAUUGUGUGCGAUAUUUCUUGAACUUGCUUUAUGUUGGGCGUUUGCGAUGUUUGUUGAUUAUACUGGAGAAUCCAUUGGAAUUGUCGUAGAAAGCGAUCUUGAUCGCGUUCGUGGCACUCACACUCGAGACCAUCUUUCAUCAAUUUACUAUUACAUGUUCCAGGAUGUUCACUUGACGAUGGUCAUUGGGUUUGGUUUCCUCGGAACUUUUUUAAAACGAUAUGGUUACAGCUCUGCCGUUCCCAACUUGUUGAUCGCUGCGGUUACCCUCCAAUGGGCGACUCUAUGCCAAGGAUUUUUUCAGAUGCAACGCGGCAAAAUACAUGUCAGCAUUACCAACUUAUUGCAUGCUGAUUUUGCCACGUUAACGACUUUCAUCUCAUUUGGAGCUGUUCUUGAAUUGACCACACCAAUUCAGCUGAUAGUUAUGGUUAUCUGCGAGGUAUUUAUUUUCGCUGCUAAUGAAUACAUAAGUCUUGACAUUCUAAAGAUUUCCGACGUUGGAGUUUCAAUGCUGGUUCACGUUUUUGGAGCUUAUUUCGGCUUGAUGGUGAGCUGUGUCUUGCGAAAUAACAGGCCCGAAAAAGAGAGUGUUUGCAUCACCCUUCCUACUCCGGAUCUUUUCUCUGUGAUGGGAACAAUAUUUCUCUGGCUAUUUUGGCCCACACUGAACGCUAGUUUAGCUCAAGGCGAUGCCCAGCACAGAGCUGUUAUUAACACGUACUAUUCUUUAGCAGCUAGUUCAGUUGUGACUUUGGCCAUCGGCCUCAGUUCUUUCGUGGACAAAAAACAACAGUUCUUCACGGUACAUAUUCAAAACUCAACGUUAGCAGGAGGUGUUGCCAUUGGAACGGCUGCUGACAUGAUGAUUCAUCCGUUUGGUGCAAUCAUUGUAGGAAGUAUCGCUGGACUAGUUUCAAUACUAGGGAUGGUGUACUUAACUCCAGGAAUUAAUCGAAAAUUUGGAAUACGCGAUCCUUGUGGUAUUCAUAACCUCCAUGGUCUAUCCGGACUAAUCGCCGCUUUCGUUGGUGCCAUCGCGGCAGCCCUGGCAACUGAAAAAAAUUACAAUUACAGUCUCUAUCGGCAAUUUCCUGCUAGGACACCAAUGGGUAAAACUUUAGACUACUGGGAUCUCCAAUAUCAUGUAGAAAAUGUUCAACCAGGAGUCGGUCGUUCGGCAUUAUGCCAAGGAGCUUAUCAAAUUGCUGCUUUAGGAACGACUUUAGCAUUUGCUGUUGUCGGUGGACUCGUCACUGGUAAUAUGCAAAUGGACUCUACGUUAGAAGAUGUAAUGUACUUAUCUAGUACCUUGUUCUUUUGCAACAGGACUCAUCCUCCAGUUACCUUUUUUUAACCAGGCAGGGAGGAAUGCUUUUACUGAUGACGAACCGUAAACUUGUGAUUCCAUUUCGUUUUGUUCCAGCCAAUUUAACGACAAUGUAAAGAAACGAAUAAAUGCAUCUAUACGAGUAAGCUAAAGCAUCUCUAAAAUGAAUCAUACUUUCGAAAACAAUUUUAAAUCUAGCUUUUAGAAUACCCUACAAUUUCGGAACAGCAAUAGUUACCAGUAACUCACGCCACAAUAAUAAGCCAUGGAGCCUAUACAAAUCCACAUGCUAUUGUUUCGUUUUUCAUAAGAAAAACAUAGCAGAUCAGCAAUGCACAGAACAUAUAUAUAUAUAUUUUAAAGAAAGGUUAACCGAUAAACUUUUUGACAAAAGAAAUCUUAGUUCUUACUGUCAGACGCUGGAGCUCAGCCUAUUUCAAGGUACUGCCGUGACCCACAGCUUUUGGGGGGGAUGUUAACGUGUCACCCACCACCUCUGCAAACCGAUAAAAUCGUCUAAAAUGAUGCAGGUUCCAAAACAUCAUACGAAGAAAGUUCCAGGGGUUAAAUUAUAACUAGCCAUCACGAGCAAUAAAAGUCAAGCUGAUUACUUACAAUAAAGUGACAGGAGAGCGGUUUUCACGGAAGUUGAAUUUCGGCGUUGUUCCAUCUGAUACGCUUAACGCUGUGCAGCAAAGUUCAGGUUGCUUGGGUGAAGGAUGAACUUUGUACCAAAUUGACAAGGAAAACAGAUUGUAUUGAUGGUAUUGUUGCGGGUUGCCCAUUUCUUCUUCGUACAAGAACAAGAAAAGAAACAAGUGCACGCGUUUUAGGUACAGAAUACAUCGAAAUCGAGUUCAUUGGGAGCUCGGAUACGCUUUACUAGUUUGGAUUCUGCCAACAAGUUACAGUUUCAUUUUAAAUAUAAAUUCAUUGCAUCGUU